CUCUUUUUUGUCUCGUUUAUUUCAAGAACAGAAUAUAUUUGAGAGGAUGAGCCAGGAAAAAGAAGGGGGGGAAAGUCCCUGUCGACAAGAGCCAUUCAAAUAAGGUUAAAAAUAAAAAACAGACAACCACAUUGUUCAGUUUCAAUCCGUUCUGCUUACUUGGCAUGAAUGACAGCUUUUGUUUUCAGGGCUAUUUCCGGGUCAUUGGUUACAACAUGAAGGUGCUUGAGUAGUCCACAUGAGGGCAGGAAGAUAUUUGAGCAGCAUCCAGCUCUAAUGUUGGGUUCGGGCCUCCUGUUCAAUGUUGUACACACACACACACACACACACACAGAUUGUUGAUCGCAGUGAAGCAAGCAGUCAAAUUUUUUUUUUUAAUAAAGACCAUGUGGGUAUUUGGGACACUUUAGUUUGAGAAGCAGGCAAGUUUGAUUUGAAUGUUACAUUUGAGUUCAUUUAAGAAGAUCAAAUUAUGCUUUUUAAAGAUAGUUUCAGAAGUCAGAUAUACUAAUAAUGAUCUCACGACCUUGUGACCUUGUGACUGACCUUUGGACCAACCUGACCACUGCGGGUUGGAAGCCACCGUGUGAACUCAUUGAAACGAACUCCGCCUCGACCAGCUAACAGUACGAAGCUGCUUCCAUGUAAAUGUGUCAACAAAAACAAUCAUUUAAUGUGGGAUAAUAUUGAACCCACAUGAAUAAUUGAUUGACAGAAGGAGGUCUUGAACUUUUAAUACUAGGGUACAUUUAGCAGCACUUUCACAGUUUUGUAAUGUUCAUUUAACUAAUCUGAAUACUUCUUCCCAGUGGUGGAAAGUAACUAAGAACAAUUGUGUGUUUGUCUAAAUAUGAUUAUUUACUUUCCAUGUUGUGAUACUUUGUACUUCAGCCCUUCAGAGAGAAAUACUAUACUUUCUCACUUCACUACAUUUGUUAUUCUAAUUUCAGCUACACGUCACUUUGCAGAUUCAGAUUGAUGAAUCAAAAUAUAAUGAUGUAAUAUUAUAGAUUGAUGUGGUGGGAAAACUACUCGGCAGUAUAUAAAGUCAUUCAAAUCAGCUCCACAUUGACCAGCAACGUGUUGAUGCAUCAAUAAGCAUGCUCCAAUGAUACAGUGUUCAUUGCUCUGAAAAGGGCGGUGCUCAGAGACACCAGUCGGCCUCGUCUGUUGCCUCUCACACAGUCACCUUUGAGGAGCCGGGGGGUCUGAGAAGAGACCGAACGCACCGAAAGCAACGCCCAUGAACCCAGAUAGCAGCUCUCCUUACAGCUGUCUGCGCCGCACAUAAAAUUAGACCCCCAGACAGUCGUACUGGGGGCUCCAGCAGGCAGAGCCAACUGGGGAGAAUCCAGUAAGAGUCGAGAUGGACCCAACACACAGCUCCAGUCUUCACUUUGGUAAGGAACGAAUACACUGAAUAUUUUCCUCUCUAACGUAGUUGUUCAGUGAUCUUAUCUUCCAGCACUCUGUAGGUUCAGACCAGUAUUAUUCAUUGUGCAUGUGUGUGUGUGUUGUCAGUCUGUUGUCAGUCAAUGAAGAGGGGAUCGGGCUUCACAGUAACCAGUGCUCUGCGUCUCGUCCUUGUUGUGUGUUCAGGGAGCUGCACACGCUGCAGUAAAGCUGUGUACGGUGACGGGGCAGCCUGCCGGGCCAUGGGGAGUUUAUUCCACAACACGUGUUUCACCUGCAGCGUUUGCAGCGAAAAGCUCAUCGGGAAGCCGUUUUAUACGGUGUCAGGAAGAAUCUACUGUGAGGCAGAUUUCUUGUACUCAGGAGCUCAUCCAUCCCAAGAAGUGUGCAGCAGCUGUGGGUAUUUAACCGUGGACAUGGUUCUGCAGGCUCGUGGGAAGUCCUACCACCCGUCCUGCUUUUGCUGUGUGGUCUGCAGACGGAGCCUGGAGGGCCAGCCCUUCAGCGUGGACGCAGACAGCCGGGUCUACUGUGUCAGCGACUACCACAGGGUCCGAGCCCCUCUGUGUGCUGCAUGCGGAGGGCCGAUACUGCCAACCGAGGGGUCUACAGAGUCUAUCCGGGUGGUAUCAUGUGACAGAAAUUACCAUGUAGAGUGCUACAGUGGUGAGGUAAAGCUCAUUUAAAGACAUAAGUAUUUUUAUAUAUGUUGUCCCCCACCCCCCCCCGACUGGUAUUGUUUUGUAAAUGUAAAACAUUACAAUCAGUUCUGUCUUCAGUAAAGUAGACCAAUAUACUGAGUAUUAUUUCGAGCUUUCUGUUUCUCAUCAGUUGUAUUGUCUGUGUAAAAUGAGUAGACCAAAAUGUACAUGGCCAGCCAAGUAAUUAGGAAACCCCAGAGGAGUCUUGAAUACUCAAAUACCAUACUCCUCUCUUCCUUUACUCUCUCAGUUUGAGACUAUGAACUCUGGGAAGUGCUGCAGGGGGCCUUUAGUCUAAUAUGAUUACAAUCAGAUGUCAUAACAUAUAUAAGAUGUUAUAUGUUAAUGGUAAUGUUUACCAUAUUGUUUGUAUUUAUAUUAUUUUGUUUGUGUUGUUUUGUUGGCGUAUUUGUAAAUUGUCUUCUGUUUUUUCUGUUGUCUUGUGGACGAUAAA
This is a messenger RNA of Pseudoliparis swirei, 2568 nucleotides long. It is a transcript of the gene limd1b, whose product is annotated as LIM domains containing 1b. Gene Ontology annotation, cellular component: transcription regulator complex; P-body; adherens junction. The record is from RefSeq and is a predicted model, not a curated record. The transcript has 6 exons. Gene Ontology annotation, molecular function: transcription corepressor activity. Gene Ontology annotation, biological process: regulation of DNA-templated transcription; positive regulation of miRNA-mediated gene silencing; cytoskeleton organization. Bases 1536 to 2099 code for a protein of 187 amino acids. NCBI's taxonomy places the organism in Eukaryota, Metazoa, Chordata, Actinopteri, Perciformes, Liparidae.